Molecule: messenger RNA, 1453 nt
Organism: Thamnophis sirtalis
Lineage: Eukaryota; Metazoa; Chordata; Lepidosauria; Squamata; Natricidae
Source: RefSeq, a predicted model, not a curated record
AUCACAUAUACUGAAAUUAGGAACUUCGAAAAACAAAUGAAGAAAGAGGCUGUUGUACCUGCCAAACUCACAGAGAGCAUGCUAAAUGCAUUAAAGCAGGCCCAAGAACUAGCUACGGCAAAACCAGUUAUUACUGACCUAUUGAACACCUACUCGGAUGAUGAAUAUAUUAGGAAAAUUCAGAAACGUCUUGAGGAGGAUACCUUUGCUCGAGAACAACGGGAGAAGAGAAGGAGAAAGAUGUUAAGGGAGCAACUCAUAGCUCACGAAGCGCAAGAAGAGGCCUAUAGAGAAGAGCAGCUUGUCAACCGACUUAUGAGACAGUCCCAGCAAGAGCGGAGAAUAGCUGUUCAACUUAUGCAUGUGAGGCAUGAGAAAGAAGUCCUGUGGCAAAACAGAAUUCACAGAGAAAAGCAGUUUGAGGAAAGACGCCUCAAAGAAUUUCAAGAAGCUCUUGAUAGGGAAGAGGCUCUUGCAAAACAAGAAAAAAUUGAACUCGCAGAACAGGCCCUUAGAGAAAAACAACUGCAUACAAAACUUGCUGCUGAAAGAGCUGAGGCUCGUUAUAAGAAGCAUUAUGACAUUUGCUGGGAGGUGGUUGAACAAAUCAUUGAUUUAGCAACUAAAAUAGGAGAAUAUAGAACACUGACAAAUAAUUUAAUUCCUGCAAAGAUUAUGCGUGACUGGAAGGAGCUCUUCUUAAAAGGAAAGCCAAUUUAUGAGCAAGCUGACGUCAGCGAUUUGUCAGAUGAGCCAACUCCAGAACAAUUAGUAGAACUGGACAAAAUUAAUUUGCUAGAUGAGAAAGAUUAUGAUGAAUAUAAGGCGAUGGUUGAGGAGUGGUACCCUCCUGAAGAGAUCAGAAUAAAUAAACCACCUCCUGAUAAUGUAAUAUUGGGUCAUGUGAUUCACAGAUUGAUGGGACUUGUCUAUCCCCCAGAACCGGAACCACCACCGUCUAUAUUUUCUCCAUUCCCUCUGAAAGGUUGCAUUUUGGGAAAGCUCUAUAGUGGGAAAACCACCUGCUUAAACUUCUUGGAAAAAGUUUUUAAUAUCCAGGUCCUAUCUCUGGAUGCAUUGAUUUCAGAGGCAAUUAAAUCCUUCCAUGAAAGAGAAAUGUCGAUUGAAAAUCUACUACCAAUCAGAAUGAAAGACUCUUCCUUGAAUCAAAUGCAUGUUCUAAAAGAGGCUUCUAAGGCUUCAUUGAUAGUAGCGAAAACUUAUGAGUCAGCAGAACAGAACAUAGAAAUUGUGGAGCCCAAAGCUUUCUAUUCGUGCUCAGCUUGGUGCAGGAGCAGAGACAUGGUUAAAGAAAGGAAAAAACAUUCCAGAUGAAUUAUUAGUUGGCAUCAUGGUGGAAGCUAUUAGUCGGCUACAGCCAGAAAGGGGUUGGAUCAUAGAUGGAUUCCCAAUGACACUCAAUCAGGCCAAACUGCUUGAAAAAGCAUUGACC